Molecule: messenger RNA, 890 nt
Organism: Daldinia loculata
Lineage: Eukaryota; Fungi; Ascomycota; Sordariomycetes; Xylariales; Hypoxylaceae
Exons: 1
Source: RefSeq, a predicted model, not a curated record
GGAUAUCUUAAUAGAAUAUGGCGGUCGGCAAGUCAAGAACGAUUUGAAAAUAUCCAUUUUGUUGCCAAUGCUACUUGGGAGCACAAAACGCAAACCUGUGAAUUUAACAUAAAUGGUCGAUUCGGAAAUUCUGUUGACUGGCUCGAUGGCCAACCCAUUUUCAACGUCAGUCUAGAAGCACAUAUCGUCCCGAUAUCUCCAUUUGGGACAAAUGUUGAGAAUAUAGUUUCAACUCCUGGCACUGGACAAAACUUUGCAUCGGAUAUGACAACAUGGAUAGGGGGAACUGAUAACUCGGCUCAAGGCAACCAGUCAACAACCAAUUCUUUGCCUAUUUUUCUGACUACUUCUGGGUUAGAAAGGGAGCAAACGAGAGCACGACCCGACCCGAGUAUUCCAGCUAAAACCUCUCAAUCGCUUAGAAGUUUAAUCAGCCAGUAUAUUCCCAAGAAGACAAGCAAAUCCCCGACAAUAUCACAACGAACAGAACCGACAGAUGCACAUCCUAUUGUCACCCGAUCGCCAAAUCAGGUUUCUGAGCAUUACUCGUCUACCGUAAACUUGGCACCUAGAGGAGCUAACCCUACAAAUAGACAUGCUAACCCCCCAGGACCGGAUCAAGUCCAGUAUCGACAAUCCCGUGGGUUGUCCGUUGUUACUGGUACCGACAUGAUUUCUACUCAAUCCGUACAUACCUCAAGCAUAGUUGGUUACACUGGCGUAAGGCAUACUUCAAGGCAGUUUACAACCGCUAGUGUCGUGAACAUACCAGAAGAUAAUAUUAUCUGAGUUCGUUUAGAUUUUGGCUUAGAUUAUCCCUAUUGAGAAAUCUAGCCACGAUACUUUAAGUACUUAACUUAGUGUUUCAUUCUAAAAUGUUUAUAUGAUAG